Molecule: messenger RNA, 2946 nt
Organism: Pygocentrus nattereri (red-bellied piranha)
Lineage: Eukaryota; Metazoa; Chordata; Actinopteri; Characiformes; Serrasalmidae
Product: polymeric immunoglobulin receptor-like
Exons: 8
Coding region: 1139-2830 (563 amino acids)
Source: RefSeq, a predicted model, not a curated record
CGACAUCAUCUACUCAAAGUCCCACAGUUACAGCGCUGUUCCCAUGAUGCACAUUCCCUUAUAUCUGUUUCAAAUAUAUUACUGUUUGCUGGAGGUCACUGUGUCACUGUUUGGACGCCUUCAGUGAAGUAAAUCUCUAAAGCAUCAUCCGUUCACUAGACCAGGGGUGCACAACUCCAGUCCUGGAGGGCACAGUUUGGAGGUUUCCCUGCUCAAACACACCUAUUUCACCUGGAUAUUAAAAGACGAAUGUGAUCAGGUGUGUUUGAGCAGGUAAAUCACCAAAGUGUGCUGGACACCAGCUCUCCAGGACCAGAGCUGUGCACCCCUGCUCUAGACUAAGUGGUCUGUUCAUCUGGUGCUGAUUCUAAUUCUUCAUACUCGCUGAGCGAAAGAAACGGAACAUUCAAGGUACCACACACACACACACACACACACAGACACACACACACACACACACACACACACACAGACACACACACACACACACACACACACACACACACACACACACCUUUACUUGAGCUACCAUAAUCACUAUGCAAUCUAAAUUUCUUCUGUGACAAAGAUUAAAGUCCAGUGGACCUCCAGAUGAUGCCCUCAUUUCCGCUGCCUGCCUUCUUACCAUGUUUAUAUUUAAUUUCCACAUUUCUCAGUCCGACUGUUUUAAUAUCAAGUUUUCUUUUAUUUAGGUUCUCCGGUGGUUCUGGAUAGUAAAUAAAAUGCCUAUAUUUGUGUUGUAGACAUGGUGACCCCCGGUUCACAUUAAACCACUCUGACUUUAUUUACAUCUCAACCAUUGAAUUCUGCAGGAUUUCUGAAAGAUCUGCUGAUUUUUCCACUAAAUUCUUUUUUUCCCCCAACAAUUAUUUUCAUCAUGGAGCAGAAACACCUCACACCUCCGCUAGAGGGCGCACUUUCUCUUCCUCUGUUUGAAUCUGGUAUGUGGUGCUGAUGGGAGGAGCAUGUCUUUCACAUUCAAGAGAAAGAGGAAACAAGCAGGGUGAAAGAAGGGAGUACAGAACAUGCUGCAAGUAAUGGUCAACCUCAGUCACACUCCGCUGAGAGCAAAGGUGAGCUUCCAGAUGCCUGAGAACAGAGUGCGUUAAAGUUGGUCUCACCAUCAGUGAACCUUAGGAUGAAGAUCCUCCACCUUUUCACCUUUUUCCUUGCCUCAGGUCUAGUGGACUGUGUUGACGUUGUUGGCUAUGCAGGAAGAAGCGUCAUCAUCAACUGCAGGUAUUCCACAUCGCUUGAAGCUCAAGCAAAGGUGGUCUGCAGAAGAGUAACGAUCUGUGAGACCAAGAUAAGGACGAGCAUUAUAAACCAGUGGCUUCGUAAGGAUAGAUUUUACCUGUACGAUGACACGGAAGCAUCGGUCAUCAGAGUGUUUAUUGGGAAUCUGAGUCUGGAGGACGCUGGACCGUAUAGGUGCGCAGUUGUGCAGGAGUCUGUAUACAGGUCUAUCGGAGACUGGGAGCUGAAGGUGGAAGAAGACUCCUGCUGUGGGGGGUCAAUGACGGUCACGGCUCAGCUUGGACAGAGUGUCUCCUUCAGCUUUGGAUAUUCAGAAAAGACAACACUCAACGCCCAGCGUGUAUUCAAAAUGCAUAAACACUCUGUCGACCGAAUGAUAUCUACCACUGGAACACCAGUGAGACUGGACGAGGACAUGAGAAGGUUCUCAAUCAGUGACAACAGUGAGACAAAAGUGGUCAGAGUUAGCAUCAAAAAUGUGACCGUCGAUGAUGCAGGGCUUUAUUUCUGCGGAGUGCAGAUCAGUGGAAGCCCAGUCAGCUCCACCUCUGCGAUCAAAGACGUCCACCUGAUUGUCCACCCGACUGUGACUGGUAGCAAAAUGACCAGUUAUGAAGGUGACACUGUUGAGGUCAGAUGCCCUUAUUCCUCAAAGUAUAAGCCAAGUUCAAAGCAUAUCUGUAAGGAGGGGGAGUGUUUUACUGAACGAAGAAACCUUCGUUCUCAAGCUACUCAACGGACUCCAAACAAGACAGAGAGAUUCUCCGUGCAUGAUGACAUCACGGCUGGGGUCUUUAGUGUGAACAUCAGCAGAGUGAAGGCAGAGGAUGCUGGGAGAUACUGGUGUGGAGUGGAAAAAGGAGACGUCUUGAUGAAUUACCUCUCCACUGAACUGCAGGUCGUCAGGAAAGAAGUGCUUCAGGUCUUUGGACGAGAAACACUCAGUGUCUCCAUCGAGUGCAGCUACAGAGGAGAGUCUCCAGAGAGUGAUGGGAAAUUCCUCUGCAUGGGGCAGCAGCUGGCCAGCUGUGACAAAGGUGGAGUCAAAGUUUCAUCAGAGAAAAACAGAACUGGCAGAUUCUCUCUGAGUGAUGAUGCACCUGCUGGAGUCUUCACCGUGACCAUCACAGAUCUGAGAGAGGAGGAUUCUGGGACGUACUGGUGUGGGGAGGAGAGCUUUGGGUCCUCCAUCUACACUGAAGUGCAUCUGCAAGUUAUGAAAGGUUCUUCUGUGAUCAGCAUGACAGUGUGUUUAUGCCUCGCUCUGCUGCUGAUUGGAGGACUAUUUCUGAUUCUCUACAAGCUGAGAUGCAACAAGACACAACAAGGUUCCACUCUCUCUUUAUCUGGGAUAAAUUUAAAAGACAAUAAAGAAGUUCCUCCUGUGGUCUGCAACUCUGAGGAGACUCAUCUUACAGCUUUAAUCACACAGUCAACCGUGACUGACCCCACAUACGCCACUGUGAGCUUCCUGAAGAGUCCAGCUUCGCUCUGUGAUACUGCGGUCACCUUCAGCACAGAAGAAUCUACUUCAGAAUACGCCACUGUUAGACGCCAUGAAGUGCAGAAAUAGCUGUGAUUUUAUCUGUAGCUGUAAAAGUGCAUCACUGACAUACUUUUAAAGAUUUACCCACUAUCUCCGGUCUAAAUCAACUUGCAUUGGUUUAUUAAACAGAUAUCCAAACAGUC